Messenger RNA from Peromyscus maniculatus bairdii (prairie deer mouse), 1593 nucleotides. The record is from RefSeq and is a predicted model, not a curated record. NCBI's taxonomy places the organism in Eukaryota, Metazoa, Chordata, Mammalia, Rodentia, Cricetidae.
GUUUAUCCUUGCUUCCUGUGAGGAGGGGAGGAACUGGGUCUUAGUGCCCGUGGCAGAGAAGCCGCAUUUGCUGCUCUGGACCAGCUGCUGGCGAGUUCGGCCGGAGGUCUGCGGUUAAGGUGACAAGAUCACCUGCUCUGCUACCCAAGCUACAGAUUUCUCUUCCUGACCACAGCCAUCAUGCCCAGAGGAAAGAAGAGUAAGGCCCGUGCUCGAGAGAAACGUCGCCAGGUCCAAGAUGAGGCCCAGGGGCUAAAUGAUGCCCAGGCAAAGGCAUCAGAGAAAGGAGAGUCACGUGCCUGCGCUGAUCAAGCUUCAGGAGAUGCUAAGCCAAGCACUCCUGCUGGCGUACCACUGGGUAAGACACCCAACAUUACUGCUAGUAAUAACAUGGCCCUCCAAAGGUCUGGUAAAGGUGCAAAGGGCCAAGGAGAGAACGAGAGUUCUUCUAGGGCCCCACUCUCCACUGGAAGCAUGCAGAUGGAUCUUUUAUCAAGGAAGACAGGACUGCUGGUGGAGUACAUGCUCUGCAAGUACAAAAUUAAACAGCCUGCAAAGAGGGGAGAGAUGCUCAAAGUUAUCAACAAAAGGUUCAAGGAGCAGUUCCCUGAGAUCCUUAAGAAAGCCUCGUAUCGCUUGGAUAUGGUUUUUGGCAUUGAGUUGAAAGAAAUCCAGCCCAAUGGUCAAUCCUACAUGCUUAUCAGCAAGCUUGAUUUCCAGGAUGAUGGAAGUCGGAGCAAUGAGCUGGGUCUUCCCAACAGGGGCAUUCUGAUCCCUCUCCUAAGUGUGAUCUACUUAAAUAACUACUGUGCUUCAGAAGAGGAGAUCUGGCACUUCCUGAAUAUGCUAGGAAUCUAUGAUGGGGUCCCACAUCUCAUCUUUGGGGAUGUUAGGAAGCUCAUCACUGAAGAGCUAGUGCAGGAAAAGUACCUGGAAUACCGUCGUGUCCCUGAUGGGGAUCCUCCAUCCUAUCAGUUCCUGUGGGGUCCAAGAGCCUAUACUGAAACCAGCAAGAUGAAAGUGAUGGACUUUUUAGCUAAGGUCAGUGAAACCAUGCCCAGUGCUUACUCAUCUCUCUAUGAGAAGGCUUUGAUUGAAGAGGAAGAGAAAGCCAAAGAGGAAGCUGCAGCCAAGCCUGGCACUAAGGGCAAGGCCAAGGGACAUACUAAGACCAAGUUAAGCCAUCCUACUCACAAGUGAGAUAUAGGCAGCCUCUGCUAUAUGGUUGAAAAGAUCUGUUCAUCUUUUUACAAAUAAGUUGUUGAUAAGGUUUUUGGAGUGUUUUAACAAAUUGUUAACUUAGAGUUAGAAUAUAUACAGAUAAAUUUUGUAGACUGUUUCUUUCCUGCUGUUUGUCAAGUUUAAUGUUCACAUUAUGAAAUACAAAUUGGUAUUUUGCAUGUGAGUUUGGCGGUGCUACAUCAAAGUAACAUGGCAUUUAUAGAGGAAGAAUCUUGGAGACAGAAAAAUCGGUAGCAAAAUACUUGAAAAUGGACAAAAAGUGAAAGUUGGUCAUUUGUUGUUUACCCAGUUACUUUUUUCAAACUUAAGAGAUGUACACCUUCAUUUGUUUUUGAUAUUAAAGAAUGCAUG